Spinacia oleracea (spinach) is the source of this 3385-nucleotide messenger RNA. Its product is annotated as probable transcriptional regulator SLK2. NCBI's taxonomy places the organism in Eukaryota, Viridiplantae, Streptophyta, Magnoliopsida, Caryophyllales, Amaranthaceae. The record is from RefSeq and is a predicted model, not a curated record. The coding region runs from base 442 to 3099 and encodes 885 amino acids. The transcript is spliced from 10 exons.
AGCUAGUAGCUAUAUAUAAAAGUGGUAUGUCUUCUUCUUUUAUUUUUCUCUCUCCUCCCAAAAAUUUCCAGCUUUUUUUUUAUCUAAUUUAAUUUCCAUUUUUAAUUAAUUUUUCCCGGCGCUUUAGCUUUCCUUUUUCAGCUCGCCGUUUUCAAAGAGUAUAAGGCUAUCAAGGCAAACAAACAAAUCACUGUACAACCGAGCGACUUGGGUAACCUAGAGCUUUUGGAUUGGGUAGGUUUUCUUAUAGUAUUGGGUUUUGAUUACAUGAUCUUGUUCUUGUAUUGUAUUUGCGAGGUUUACUUUGAGGGCUCUAUUAUGGAUUUCUGUAUGUAGCUCAACUUGAGGAAAUUGGGUUAUAUUUUUUGGUGAAAAGAGGGGAAAUCAGGCGUGGCUUUGGAAAGCUAUUUGGAUUCCAGCCAUCAGGGGUCGGUGCCGCUCAUGGCACCUUCUCGGAUGGUUGGAGGAUUGUCUCAAACUUCAGGAAGUUCUGGUAUUUUUUUCCAAGGAGAUUCACAGUCUCACUUGAGUCCGUCUUUUGGGAACACUGCCAAUUCAAUUUCUGGAACAGGGCGGUUGAACCACCUAGGUCAAGUUUCUGGUGACGUGAACCACACGGUUCUCAACGGUGUGGCUAAUUCGGGCCCAAGUGUUGGAGCUAGUUCUUUGGUCACUGAUGCAAACUCAGGCUUCUCAGGUGGUCCCCAGUUGCAAAGAAGCGCCAGCAUCAACACUGAAUCCUACUUACGGUUGCCAGCAUCACCAAUGUCGUUUACUUCCAAUAAUAAUGUUAGUAUUUCUGGUUCCUCCAUAAUAGACGGGCCAUCAACGGGCCAUCCGGGUUCUCAUCAUGACCCUAACUCUCAACAACAAGCUAUUCAGUCUCAACAUCAUUUUCCACAAGGUGCUUCAUCAUUGCAAGGAUCUCAAACGGGCCAACUCCCGCAUCCUUUAGGGUCAAGGAUUCCCAACUCGUUCAUCCAAGAUCCUGCUAAUACUUCCCAUCUGCAGAAGAAACCGCGGCUGGAUAUAAAGCAAGAAGAUAUUUUUCAACAGCAAGUCUUACAUCAAUUGCUGCAAAGACAGGAUCCUAUGCAGAUGCAAAACCACAACUCACAGUUGCAGGCUAUCUUUCAGCAUCAGAGGAUGCGGCAGCAGCAACAGAUGUAUCAGUCAAUGCCACCGUUGCAGAGGGCUCAGUUACAGCAGCAACAACAGCAGCAUCAGCAACAGCAGCAGCAACAACAGUUGAGGCAGCAACUUCAACAAAACUUCCAACAGCAAAUUACAGCUUCCAUGAAGCAUCCCUAUGACACUGGAGGUGUAUGUGCUCGUCGUCUGAUGCAAUACCUGUAUCAUCAGCGGCAACGACCACAAGAAAAUACUAUUGCCUAUUGGAGGAAAUUUGUGGCAGAGUACUACGCCCCUCGUGCUAAGAAAAGGUGGUGCUUGUCUUUAUACGAGAAUGUUGGACAACAUGCAUUAGGGGUUUUCCCGCAAGCAUCUAUGGAUGCUUGGCACUGUGACAUAUGUGGCUCCAAGUCUGGAAGGGGGUUCGAAGCAACAUAUGAAGUACUCCCUCGACUGAAUGAAAUUAAAUUUGGAAGUGGCGUAAUAGAUGAGCUUUUGUUUGUUGAUGUGCCUCGUGAACGUAGAUUUGGUAACGGAAUAAUGAUGUUGGAAUAUGGAAAAGCUGUUCAGGAGAGCGUGUAUGAGCAACUUCGUGUAGUUCGCGAGGGUCAGCUCAGAAUCAUAUUCACCCAGGAACUAAAGAUCUUAUCAUGGGACUUUUGUGCACGGCGCCAUGAGGAACUACUUCCUAGGAGGCUUGUUGCUCCUCAGGUGAAUCAGCUGCUUCAGGUUGCACAAAAAUGUCAAAGCACACUUGCUGAAAGUGGACCUGAUGGAGUUUCUUCACAAGAUUUACAAACGAACAGUAAUAUGGUUGUAACAGCUGGUCGGCAGCUUGCUAAGAGUUUGGAGUUACAAUCACUCAAUGACUUGGGAUUCUCUAAAAGAUAUGUUAGGUGUUUGCAGAUUGCUGAGGUUGUUAACAGCAUGAAAGAUCUUGUAGAUUUUUGCCGGGACAAUAAAGUUGGUCCUAUAGAGGGAUUGAAAAGCUAUCCUCGACAUAGCUCUGCAUCGAAGCUACAAAUGCAAAGGAUACAGGAAAUGGAGCAACUUGCUGGUAGUCAAGGUCUGCCAACUGACAGGAACACUAUCAAUAAACUCAUGGCAAUGCAGCAACAACCAGGGAUGAACCACCCUAACCCUAAUUUGGGCAACAACAACAACACUAAUUUGCUUGCUAAUAACAACAGAGGCUCGAUAAGCGGUCAAGCAGCCGCUGCUUUAGCAUUGACCAACUACCAAAACAUGAUGAUUAGACAAAAUUCUAUGAACUCAAACCCUAACUCACUUCAGCAGGAACAACCGUCUUCUUCACAAAAUAAUAACCAAAGUCCAUCUUCUUCUUUCCAAGGUGGUGGGGGUUCUUCAAGUGUUCUUCCAGGGUCAAUUCAGAACUUUCCAGGUGGUGGUGGGUUUUCUUCGAAUCAGCAAUUUGUUGCUCAACAGAAUCAACAACAACAACAACCGUCACAACCAGGAAAUCAGGCGUUGCAGCAGCACGUGAUUCAGCAACUGUUGCAAGAUAUGUCUGGAAAUAAUGCAGCAACCGGACAACAGAAAACCCUUAGUGGUGGUCAAACUAUGAACCCGAGUGCGGCCUCAAGUGGGUUAGGGUACGGAAACAAUGGUACACCAGUAACACCCGCUGUCUCGAGCAACGUUCCUGGUGGUGGAGGUGGGGGUGCGGGACCCACUCUAAGCAAGAGCAACAGUUUUAAGGCUCCCACCAACAGUGACUCUUCUGCAGCUGGAGGUGGUUCUAAUGGUGGUUUUAAUGGUGGUUCCAAUGGUGGUUUUAAUCAGAAAGCGUCAGAAAUACAGCAAAAUCUGCAUCAGAAAGUGUCAGAAAUACAGCAAAAUCUGCAUUUGUCAGAUGAUAUGGUUCCAGAUUUGCCUCAUGAUUUUUCAGAUACUGGGUUUUUUGGCAGUGACCUUGAUGAUAAUAUUGGCUACGGAUGGAAGGCGUGAAAUUGGGCAUACAACUAACUGUUCGAUUCUGGUUUGAGCAUAAUCCUGAUAAUAGGUGUGUUCAAGAAUCAUUGUACAGGAUAUUGAGAUAGUUUUCUCGAAUUCUACUCCUCUUUUUUUGUGGGGUUUUUUAAGUUCAGGAGUUCUUAUUAAAAAGAAAUAUCUAGCUCCUCAAGUAGGUUUUACAGCAACAAGUCCUGGUCUUUUUUCUUUUUCUGAUUUGAGUCUUGGAAGUGUAAUUUAUCAAAAUGAAACUUAAUGCUACAGUUUAGUUGGCUUUGUGAAA